Styela clava is the source of this 2505-nucleotide messenger RNA. Its product is annotated as sodium-coupled monocarboxylate transporter 2-like. Gene Ontology annotation, biological process: sodium ion transport; transmembrane transport. Gene Ontology annotation, cellular component: membrane. The record is from RefSeq and is a predicted model, not a curated record. NCBI's taxonomy places the organism in Eukaryota, Metazoa, Chordata, Ascidiacea, Stolidobranchia, Styelidae. Gene Ontology annotation, molecular function: symporter activity.
UGGUGGUAAAGGUCUUUCCCUUUUUUUAUUGCAUAUGACAUGUGGUGACUACAAAACUUAUUGGUACAUUAACGAAUGAGAUUAUUAAAUUCGCAAUUACGAGCUGAUCAGGGGAGCUUGGAUUUUGUGUAUUGAACUGCAGGUACUUACGCUUACGCACUACGAACUGUUUAGUUGCUGUUUUAAUUUGACGUUGUUCGUGCUAUGUGCCGUUAUUAUUGAUUUGAAUGACAUCGAUUUAAAAUUUUGUUUGUGUGAAAAUGUUUAUAUACAUAUACUCGACGUAAAUUAUUAGAGCAAACAUGGAGUCAGCAAAUUCAUAUUUCCUUCCUGUUGACUUUGUAAUAUUUGGAGGAAUACUGUUUAUCUGCGCUGCAAUUGGCGUGUACUUUGCUUACAAGGACAGGAAAGUUCAAACAACGGAAAACUACUAUUUUGGACGCAGAAAUGUGUCCCCGAUAAGUGUUGCAAUGUCAUUAUCAGUGUCAUACAUAUCAGCGAUCACUGUCAUUGGCAAUCCAGUCGAAGUAUAUCUCUAUGGUACGGUAUAUGCAUGGACCGUGGUUGCAAACCUCAUAGGUUUUAUUGCUGCUUCAAUAUAUUACAUUCCAUUGUAUCAUCGGCUUCGUAUAAAAAGCGUAUACGAGUAUUUGGGUCGACGCUUUCAUUCUAGAAUACGAUCAUUUGCUUCCACAAUGGCGAUGCUAAAAUUGACAUUUUACUUGGGAAUAACUGUAUAUCUUCCUUCUCUUGCGUUGAGCGCAGUGACACCUCUCGAGCUAAACUGGACAAUUGCAUUGACAAGUAUCCUCUGCACAUUUUACACCAGCAUCGGAGGAAUGAAGGCAGUGAUAUGGACGGAUGUUCUGCAAGGUGUUAUCAUGAUUGCAGGAAUGCUUGCAAUUUUCAUUCAGGCAAUAAUAAUGUAUGGAGGAUACGGACCAAUAAUGGAUGCCGCGGAUCGUGGAGAUAGAAACAAUUUGCUCAAAUUAGACAUUGAUCCCAGAGUUCGAAGUACCGUGUGGACGAUUGGAGGUGCAUUGGCACUCAAUACUUGUUAUUUAAGUUGUUGUAGUCAAGUCACAACUCAGAGAUAUUUGUCAUGUAAUUCAGUUCGAUCAUCUAGAAUAGCUGCACUGUUACAAUGGAUUCCUGGCACAAUCAUGGUCCUUCUCUCCAUUGCAAAUGGUUUAGUCAUGUAUGCCUAUUAUGAAGGAUGCGAUCCACUUUUAUCUGGUGCGAUUGAGAAAAAUGACCAGGCAAUGCCUAGGUUAGCCCUGAAAAUAUUUCAAGAUUUGCCUGGCAUGGCAGGAAUGUUUACGUCGGCUGCAUUUAGUGGAACACUGAGCACAAUAUCAUCGGGAGUCAACUCUCUAUCAGCAUUGGCGCUUGAAGAUUUUGUCAUUCCAUGUUUUCCAGCGAUGUCGACAACAAGAAAAAUGAUUUUUUCCAAAGUAUUAGCUGUAGUUUUUGGAGGAGUGGUCAUGGGAAUAGCCUACACCGUUUCGCUUUUAUCUUCAAACAUUAUCAAAAUCAACAUGAUAACCGGGGCUGUCGGAACACCAAUUCUAAGCGUUUUCACCAUGGGCAUGUUCAUGCCUUGGAUUAACAGUUGGGGAGCGUUGUCAGGAAUGAUAAGUGGCAUUGUCUGUGGAAGUUGGGUCGCUCUGGCUUCGAUCAAUCAAGCAACCUACCCAGCUACAACUGAGUCCCUACCCGUGUCCACUAGUAAUUGUACUUUGACGAAUUUUCUACACAAUGCCUCAACUACGUCAUUUACUGGAGUAUCCGAAGAUACCACUACACUCGAAUCAAUGUCUACGAUAUCUGACGAAUAUGGAUCUGUUUUACAAUAUACCCUGUAUUCGAUGUCGCCGUUUUUAUAUGGAACAUUUGCAUUCUUCGUUUCUAUUAUCGUCGGGCAUAUCGUCUCACUGUUUACAGGAUUUAACAAAGUAUCAGAAGCUGAUCCGGAUCUAUUUGUUCCUGUUAUAAAUUGCAAAAUAUUACGUUUUGGCAUUCCCGAAAAAUCGUCAAAAGGAAUAGCAGAGAAUAGCAAAGAAAAUGUUUUUAUAAAUUCAUGUUGUACCGGAGAUGAUUGUAGUCAAAAUUUGCCGGAUUCCCCGCAUAAUGAAAUAAAAGAAACUGUCUUUUAAAUUAUUUAUUGUUGCAAGCUGUGAUUGUUAAUAUUAAAAUGUGUUAGACAUUCAUGGCAUUCUUUUCGCCAACUGCAAAUUGCCUUUUGGUAGUCGAAAUUGCAAUUGUAACGGAUUGGUAAAAAUUAUAACAAAAACCUAUACAUGUAUAUAAGUGUUAAAAUUUUCGCGUCACAGUGUGAUUUUCCAGGAGUCAUAAAAACCAAAUUGUCUCCCUUUAUUUUUUUCAGAAGUUCGUAAGCGUUCGGUGUUUGAAGAUAAGACUUUUUAAACAUUAGACUUUUUUUAUCUGAACUUUAUCAAAUAGCUCACGUAGAUAAUCAAUACUCUUUUUAUCAAUGUAUGCAUC